AUGGGCAACAGUACUUCCCUCCAUGUCGCGCUGUUUGGCGGCGUACCAGACCGCAAAAAACAAGCAUGGGUAAGACCCAAGGCUCCACGAUCGGAGAAUAACGGACAGGCGGGCCCUUCAACAAGCAACUAUCCGGGCCCUCCAGGGAAAAUGCAGGAAUACGACGAUGAAGCAGGACUAUAUGACUCUUCACACCCACCCCCUGACAGCAAAGGACCGCCAAGACCCCACACAGCUCAACCGCAUACCCCUGGGCCCGAAGCUGGACACUCUUCUCCAACAGGCGGACCAAAACCUCAACAUCCGUCGCGCAUGCCAACCUACCAUGUUGAAGACGAGGAGUUCCCAAACCACACACCCGGACCUGGUCCAAGACUCACGGGGAGUUCUCAAGUAGGUCCCCCCAUCCCACAAGCUCAACCCCCCAAACGUCAAAAGCAGCCACCGCACUCCCGACGCCCCUCUCUGACAAAGCCCCGCUCCAGCAGUCCUCAUUCCCGUCCCCCUGGCGAUCGAUCUCGCCAGCACCCUCCUCCUCCGCCUCGUCAUUCACACUCAGCAGCUCCUCAUCCUCACUCUCACACUCCACACUCAGCAGCUCCCAAUCCUCAUCCUCAUCCUCGCUCUCGCACUCCACCCUCAGCACCACCGCAUCCACACGGACGUCACGCAGAAGGCGGUGGCGGAGAGCGAGGCGGUAUGCGCCAUCCGAGAGAUUCGGGCGAUGCGGUGCGGGAUCCGCGUCGGAUUACGGGGCGUAGCCGGAGGGGGGAAGAGGGGGUGUAG
Letharia lupina is the source of this 786-nucleotide messenger RNA. RefSeq lists its product as uncharacterized. The transcript has a single exon. The record is from RefSeq and is a predicted model, not a curated record. Bases 1 to 786 code for a protein of 261 amino acids. Lineage: Eukaryota; Fungi; Ascomycota; Lecanoromycetes; Lecanorales; Parmeliaceae.